UUUCAGGAAAUGUUGAUGCCGUAGGGUCGAACCUCUUUGGUAAAUUUAGUAGAAUCUCUUGGUUAUUUAGAUACUCGCUACCGAAUAACUAUAUAAAUUGAGUUGGGGAUGUAUCACCAAGCAUCCAGCACUAUUCGAAGCUUCUCCUCUCAUCUCAAGUAUUUUUCCUUCCGAUUCUCCGAAAGUAACGAAAAUGUUCGGAUCGACCGCUUUCGUCUUAUGCUUCAUUAUUCAAUUGCAUUGUUCAUUAUGCUCCAAAUGGAUUCAUCACGAACCUGCUCGUGAAUGGAACGUCGGGAAGCAUUGGGAUAAAGAUAGCACUGCUUGGGGCGGUUUUCGUGCAUCACAAGGUGGAAAAGCUGGCGCAAAUGAGUACGGCGAUAAAAGACACGAAUACACUGAUAGAGAUCAUGCGGGUUUCGCAUAUGGCAGUAAAGGAGCCGCAGACGGAUUUUCUAAAUUUGCAAAACAUAUUACUGAUGGAUAUGUUGCUGAUGCACUGGAAGCUGGAGAACAUACACUUUCUGGAGCCGAAGGACGCAAAAAAUACUCAUACUUUACGCAAGGAUCAGGGCCGCACGGAUUCUACUCCAAAGGAUAUUGGGGAACUAAUGGUUAUGAUCACGAAGCAGCGAAGGAAGCCCAUGUAAAAGAUGCUAAUCAUGGUGGCUUUAAAAAAGGUUACGAGCAUGCAGAUGUUGAUCACGGAUUGGCACAUUCUGCUUGGGAUAAGAUCGCACGUGGCAAAAGUAGUCAUGAAUAUGGCCAUAACCACGAUGCCUGGAAGGAAGAUGUCAAGGGGUGGGGCAGCAGCGAACAUGAGGAUGGAUGGAAAGAUUCCAGUGAUGAGCACUUCCAUAAUUACCAUCACGAUAGCGGAAACUGGGAUUAAUCCAGAAGAAACGCUAAUAUAAAUUUUAGAUCUUUUAUUAAUUUCAAUUCCGAUAUAAUCUCAUUUAAAUUCGGAUUUCUUAUACGUUCAUGUUUUGUUUUGUUGGACAUAAAAAUAUAUUGCUGCAGUCAAAAAAGUGAUAAAAAUCUAG
Molecule: messenger RNA, 1043 nt
Organism: Loa loa (African eye worm)
Lineage: Eukaryota; Metazoa; Nematoda; Chromadorea; Rhabditida; Onchocercidae
Exons: 5
Coding region: 194-892 (232 amino acids)
Source: RefSeq, a predicted model, not a curated record